Messenger RNA from Mesocricetus auratus (golden hamster), 5980 nucleotides. It is a transcript of the gene Itga8, whose product is annotated as integrin subunit alpha 8. NCBI's taxonomy places the organism in Eukaryota, Metazoa, Chordata, Mammalia, Rodentia, Cricetidae. Gene Ontology annotation, cellular component: external side of plasma membrane; integrin complex. Bases 175 to 3363 code for a protein of 1062 amino acids. The record is from RefSeq and is a predicted model, not a curated record. The transcript has 30 exons. Gene Ontology annotation, molecular function: integrin binding. Gene Ontology annotation, biological process: integrin-mediated signaling pathway; cell-cell adhesion; cell-matrix adhesion.
CACUGCUGCAAGCCCAGAGCGGCGGGAUCGGCGGGCCGCACAGGACGCAAGGACUGUCACUGCGGACGCGCCGAGCUCACCGACUUAGGACACCGGCCUCAGGGGAGCAUCCGGCCUUUUCCUCGGACUCCACGGCUCCAGAUUCCGGGUGAGCAGAGUUCGGGGCGGAAGGCGAUGUCUGCGGAAACUCACCGCGGUUCCCCGGGGAACCGGGUGCCUCCGUUCGCGCGUCUCUGUUGCAUCUCGGCCGUGCUGGGGAUGCUGUGGUCCCCCGUGUCGCUGGCGUUCAACUUGGACGUGGACAAGCUCACGGUGUACACUGGCCCUGAGGGCAGUUACUUCGGCUACUCACUGGACUUCUACAUACCUGAUGCACGCACAGCCAGCGUUUUGGUGGGGGCGCCCAAAGCCAACACUAGCCAGCCGGAUAUCGUGGAAGGGGGAGCUGUCUACUACUGUCCCUGGCCCGCAGAGGGAUCUGCACAAUGCAAGCAGAUACCGUUUGACACCACCAAUAACAGGAAAAUCAGAGUUAAUGGAACCAAAGAACCUAUAGAAUUUAAAUCAAACCAAUGGUUUGGAGCAACAGUGAGAGCUCACAAAGGAAAAGUCGUGGCCUGUGCUCCUUUGUAUCACUGGAGAACUCUUAAACCUAACCCAGCAAAGGACCCUGUUGGCACAUGUUACGUAGCAAUUCAGAAUUUCAGCGCUUAUGCUGAGCACUCUCCUUGCCGCAACAGUAAUGCUGAUCCUGAAGGCCAAGGAUACUGCCAAGCAGGCUUUAGCCUGGACUUCUAUAAGAACGGAGACCUUAUAGUGGGAGGACCUGGAAGCUUUUAUUGGCAAGGUCAGGUGAUCACUGUCAGUAUAGCAGAUAUCAUUGCAAACUACUCAUUCAAGGAUAUUCUAAGAAAACUGGCAGGAGAAAAGCAGACAGAUGUGGCUCCAGCUUCCUACGAUGACAGCUACCUUGGAUAUUCGGUUGCUGCUGGAGAAUUCACUGGGGACUCUCAGCAAGAAUUGGUUGCUGGAAUUCCAAGAGGAGCACAGAACUUUGGAUAUGUCUCCAUCAUUAAUUCCACAGAUAUGACCUUCAUUCAGAAUUUUACUGGUGAGCAGAUGGCAUCUUAUUUCGGAUAUACAGUGGUGGUAUCAGAUGUUAACAAUGAUGGCCUGGAUGACAUAUUGAUCGGGGCACCUCUCUUUAUGGACCGUGAAUUUGAAAGUAACCCUAGAGAAGUAGGGCAGGUCUACCUGUACCUACAAGUGAGCGCCCUCGUCUUCCAAGACCCACAGGUCCUCACCGGCAAGGAGACUUUUGGGAGAUUCGGUAGCUCUGUGGCCCACUUGGGGGACCUGAAUCAAGAUGGAUACAACGACAUUGCCAUCGGCGUGCCCUUUGCAGGCAAGAAUCAAAGAGGCAAAGUGCUCAUUUACAAUGGGAACUCAAAAGGCUUGCACACCAAGCCUUCCCAAGUUCUGCAGGGCAUAUGGGAGUCACAGAGCAUCCCUUCUGGAUUUGGCUUUUCUCUAAGAGGAGAUGCAGACAUAGACAAGAAUGAUUACCCAGAUUUACUUGUAGGAGCAUUUGGAAAAGGGAAAGUAGCUGUCUACAGAGCAAGGCCAGUUGUAACAGUGGAUGCCCAGCUCCUGCUGCACCCGAUGAUUAUCAACCUUGAAAAUAAAACUUGCCAGAUUCCAGAAUUCCCGACACCUGUAGCCUGCUUUUCUUUAAGAGUCUGUGCAUCUAUAGCAGGCCAGAGCAUUUCAAAUACAAUAGCUCUGGCCGCCGAGGUGCAGCUAGAUUUCCUGAAGCAAAAAGGAGCCAUUAAGCGGACGCUCUUCCUCCACAACCACCAGUCCCACCUCACCUUUCCCUUUGUGAUAAAGCAGCAGAAAUCCCUCCACUGCCAGGACUUUCUCGUUUACCUUCGAGAUGAAACUGAAUUCCGAGAUAAAUUAUCUCCAAUCAACAUUAGCCUGAACUACAGUUUGGAUGAUUCCAUCUUUAAAGAUGGCUUGGAGGUGAAACCAAUUUUGAACCACUACAGGGACAAUGUAGUUACUGAGCAGGCUCACAUCCUGGUGGACUGUGGAGAAGACAAUCUGUGUGUUCCCGACUUGAAGCUGUCAGCCAGACCAGACAAGCAUCAGAUAAUUAUCGGGGAUGAAAAUCACCUUAUGCUCAUAAUAAAUGCAAGAAACGACGGAGAAGGAGCCUACGAAGCUGAACUCUUCGUCAUGAUCCCCGAAGAAGCGGAUUAUGUUGGGACUGAGCGGAACAACAAGGGACUGCGGCCACUGAGCUGUGAGUACAAGAUGGAAAACGUGACCAGGAUGGUGGUGUGUGACCUUGGGAACCCGAUGGUGACUGGAACAAAUUUUUCUCUGGGCCUCCGAUUUGCUGUCCCUCGUCUGGAGAAAACAAACACAAGCAUUAACUUCGAUCUCCAAGUCAGAAGCUCCAACAAGGACAAUCCAGACAGCAAUUUUGUGAGCCUGCAAAUCAACAUCACUGCUGUCGCUCAAGUAGAAAUAAGAGGAGUGUCCCACCCUCCGCAGAUUGUUCUGCCCAUCCACAGCUGGGAACCAGAAGAGGAGCCUCACAAGGAGGAGGAAGUUGGUCCUUUGGUGGAACAUAUUUAUGAGUUGCACAAUAUUGGACCCAGUACCAUCAGUGACACCAUUCUUGAAGUGGGCUGGCCAUUCUCUGCAAGGGAUGAGUUUCUCCUCUAUAUUUUUCAUCUUCAAACUCUGGGACCUCUACGAUGUCAAACAAACCCUGAAAUCAAUCCGGAGGAUAUAAAGCCUGCAGCCUCCCCAGAGGACACCCCUGAGCUCAGCGCCUUCUUGAGAAAUGCUACAAUUCCUCAUCUUGUCAGGAAGAGGGAUGUGCCAGUGGUCCAGCUCCACAGACAGAGUCCUGCAAAAAUACUGAACUGUACAAACAUUGAGUGCUUGCAAAUCUCUUGUGCAGUGGGACGACUAGGAGGAGGAGAGAGUGCAGUCCUGAAGGUCAGAUCAAGACUGUGGGCCCACACGUUCCUCCAGAGGAAGAAUGAUCCCUAUGCUCUUGCAUCUCUGGUGUCCUUUGCAGUGAAGAAGAUGCCUUAUAAAGACCAGCCAGCAACACUCCCCACUGGGAGCAUAGCAAUUAAGACUUCAGUGAUUUGGGCCACUCCAAAUGUCUCCUUCUCAAUUCCAUUGUGGGUCAUAAUACUAGCAAUCCUUCUUGGCUUGCUUGUUCUGGCCAUCUUAACUUUAGCUUUAUGGAAGUGUGGAUUCUUUGAUAGAGCAAGACCUCCUCAGGAUGAAAUGACAGACAGGGAACAACUGACCAGUGACAAGACACCAGAGGCAUGACUCAGAAACAACAUGAAGACCUAAAAUUCAAACACUGGUCCUAUUCUAAGAAAGAAAGAAAGGACACAAGAGCAAAAUGAUCAAAGCCUUCCAUACCUGCCAGUGACCUAGGGAAUGGAAGGAUGCCUAAUGAUCACCUCAUCUACUUCAUGCAUUGACGUGGAGUGCAGAGAACCCUGUGGGGAAGGAAACCACCUACACUGUAGAAACAAUUAGCCGUUGUGACAAUUUCUUUUGCUUUCACCAUUUCACAUCUGGCAGACAUUUUGGAAUGGCUGUGGGAACUCAGGCAGCCAUCCAGAUCAGCCCAAUGCGACUUGCGAAAACGGUUCCUGCAGAGAUGAGAUGGACUAAGGUUGAACACUACUGUAACCUGAUGGAAUCUGUGACACCUCCCUAGGGACGAGAAACCUUUCUAAGGAAGCAAUGGCUCAGGGAGACACACAAUAUGUUGUCAGGACUGUGAAAGUACUUGUGAAAUAACCAAGAUCAUUUCAUUGAGUGAGGACAAAAAAUGUAUUUAUUUAUUUUCCAUUUCUCUAGGUAGAGAAUCAGGCCAUCUAGAGGAUUUGGAAAUUAAGAGUUAGUUGGCUAGAUUUCAAUAUCACUCAGAUUAUUUCCUCAAGACAACUACUCUGUGCAGAUAACAUGUUUGAUUCUUCAUUUGCUAAACAGCAUUACAUGCAAAUUGGUGCCAGGGGUCGGUUUUGCUUAAUAUCUUGCUGCCUGUUACCUGGAGUUACUUUUCUUCAUGUUCUCCAGGGACUGAAAUCUGCAUAAUUCGACACAAAAUUUUGUAUUUAUAGUUCCUUUUAUACAUGUAAUAUUUCUACUGAUUUCUCUAAACUCACUACCUUGAUAGAGUUUUUAAAAUACUGGCACAAUUUUUAGAGUCCGUAUAAAAAACAAUUUAACAAUAUGGGUGAAUAUUAUUUUAAUAGCUACAGUAAACACCAAUAUUUAGCUUGGGAUCUACACACUUACUAUUAUUAUAAUACCUCACACUAAUAGAAAUAAGAAAAUGUGUUGAACAUAAAUAAGAUGGAGAUAUAUGAAUUUAUACAAGUGUGAGAGAAACAGAAAAGUCACUCUUAAGGAUGUAACAAUACUUAUUACAACUUUAUUACCCACUCCUUACUGUUUAAUCUUUCCUAGAAUGUAAUAUUGGGAAAUAAUCUUCUACAUUUAAGCUAUUUUACCAUCAUCUUUACUUAACCAUCCAGAAAAUGUUAUUAGAGCUCUUGUAAAUAAUCCAUAAUCAUUUGUAAUAUUACCAUUUUGAAGUAAUAUUGACCAGCCAAAUUCAUAAGAUGGCCUGCACAAUGUUAUAGCCUUUUUAUAAAAAUGAAAAAUUGCUAUGGAGAAAUGCUCAACAAAAUUUUAUGUGCAAUAUAUAUAAAAAAACCUGUAUCUGAGGCAUGUUUACACUGGCAUUAGUUUUUUUAAUUAAUAUCCUGAAUACUAAGUCUGAUACAACAAGCUGACCAAAAUCCAAAUGUUUACAAAGCAGUCUGGAAAAUCUGUGUCUUAAUCUCAACAAUGACACUUUAUUUGAAAGAUGAACCAAACUCACAGACAAUAAAUUUUAUGUGCUGCCUUAACCUGGAAAGGAGCCACUUGGUUUCAGUUGCCAAAGUUCUUUGGAAAGCAAAUGAAAGGCAGACAGACAAACAUCGUUGCUGUUCAUCUUCCCCUGCUUGUCAAUUAAACCUGUCCUGGUAGCUGGUUUGUGUCUAUCAGGAGCUCACAUCUAGUUCCCAGUGUGUGUGGCUAGUAUAUGGAGCACGGCACUUGCCUCAUAGAGUUUUGUGGGUUCCUUAUCAGUCUCUGUAGUUGUCUUCACUGUCAGCCUUUUUGGUAGAACCAGUUUCAUAGGCAGAAAGCUAUCUAUAUGAUAUGAUGUGAGGGAGAACAAACAGCUCUCUAUAUACUACAUAAUGGUUUGACUUUUGUGAUUCCUGAUGGGGGACCAAUACAAACUCCCCAGAAGUUUGGAAUGUAUCUCCGGUUUGAAAGGAACUCAGAGAACUCUUAGCGCUAAACACAGGAACUGGGGGAUACAGUUUAUAUAGUCAUAUGGGGGAAAACUAGGGAUACCAGGGGGAAGACAGGACCAACACAGAAAAAGAUAUGGGGAUAUCAAAGGAAAUAUGUGGCUUCACACGGUCUCCACUACAGAUGUGCAGAGGGCUGCCAUCCACAUGCGUGUAGAAAAGUGAAGUCAUGUGAACCCUCCAGUGGUAUGUUCCUAGACACAAAUCCUCAUAGAGAACACUGAGUAUACAACAAUGUUCACAGCACUGCUGGGUGUUUCAUAACUCAUCACGUGCUAGGUUUCACCAGGAGCCUAUCUGUAUUUCUCUUCAUUAAGUUCUCUUUCCUAGUUAUUGAAUCUGUUUUCUUUCUUGUUUUGUGUUUUUUUUUAAUGAGACACGGGGAAUAGCAUAUUUUGUAAACUUCGAGAUUUUUAUACAGUAAAGUAAUAAUGUUCUAGUCAUCACUGAAAUCCAAAUCUUAGAACUCUUGUUUUAUUUAAAUACAUGUGUAGAGAUGGUGGAGAUUUUCAUGUACCUAUUUACAUUGUCACCAAUAAAAUUAAAAAAUGAAAGACACAAAA